This is a messenger RNA of Klebsormidium nitens, 1351 nucleotides long. The record is from the annotation of a GenBank genome assembly. Lineage: Eukaryota; Viridiplantae; Streptophyta; Klebsormidiophyceae; Klebsormidiales; Klebsormidiaceae.
GAUCUGCCAUGCACAGCCUUGAGCAGGCUUGAGCAGGUUCAGCUAGCAGACGGCGCAUGGGGGACCCCCAAGGUGCCUGAUAGGGGGAUCUUAGGAGGUCACGCUGAGCCAUGGCUGGGCUUGCAGGGGCUGUCGUUGGCGAUGCAAUCAUCACUUUCUCCUGGAUGCUCGCCAGCUCCCUUGUUGGCCUUGGUGCAGUGACGCUCGCCCCUCACCUUCCGUUCAUUGAGCCCUACUCCACAUUCACAGUUGCAAUGACAAUCCUAUGUGCGCUGCUCCUUCUCUUUGAACCCAUUGCGGGGGCCUUAGGAGGGGCUAGCUUCAAUCCUGCAGCCAAUCUGACUUUCCUGACAGCGGGAGUAGGUGAUGAGUCCAGCCUGAAGUUGGCAACCCGGCUGCCAGCACAGGUGGUGGGUGCGGCGACAGGCGCUCUGGCCCUGGUGUACUUGUACCCUGAGGUGUUUCACAAGAUUGUGUUGAAGGGCCCAGGUUUGCAGCCAGGAAUCACGGUCAUGGAAGGUGCGAUCGCUGAGGGGGUUGUCAGUUUCGUGAUCAACCUUAUAGUGCUCUGGUCCAUGUUCACACCGCCUUGGAAGGGGUUGGCGGGCAUGUUCAAGCACUCUUUGCCGCUGACGGCCACCGUUGCCCUCAUCGCGGCUGCGGCAUCAUACACGGGACCGGCGAUGAACCCUGUGACUGCAUUUGGCUUUGCCUACCUGGAGAAACGACAUCAGACCUACGAACACUUUGUUGUCUAUUGGGCCACUCCCCUUGCUGGAGCUGUUCUUGCAGCCAUCGUUUUCAGAAUAUUCCUGAAACCACAAAAGGAGAAGGUCAAGAAGUCCUGACGUGCCAAUGUAUCUUUACGGAAGAAGAUGUAAUUUGGGCGUCAAACCUUAUUGUCAAGGUACAGUUGUUCGAGGUUAUGUGUUCCCUUGGUUGCAGUCUCCUUGGCCUUGUACGACACAUGUAAAGACAUUGAACGGCUAGUCAAAAUGUUACUUGCACACUCUUGAGGCGAACUCACCGACGUACUGCUGAUGGACGCGUUUUGGAAAACGCAACGUUUGCAAACCUGUUAUAUCGUCUUGCUCUCAGAUGUCGGGGGUAAGCUAGGGCAGCUGGAUAGGUUGUAUAUUCCUCAUGCAAUCGACAGCCAUACUGGAUGUUGACAGGUUUAGAACACUCGCAGAGUCGGACGCACCAGUGCCACACAGGACGAAAAAGUUGUUGCACGUUCAGUUAAGGAUUUGAAUAUCAAGAGUACGCGUUGAAAUGUUUCAAUUGCAACCGCCCCUAAAGAUCAGGACGGAAGUAUGUCCCAUACGAGUUGGCGCAAAUCAAGGGGAGA